AUGUAUGUGGACUUGAAUGUACGCGCAACCGCUCGAGUGUCGGCGGGCGAGCUACAACGAUUGGGCUACGCGAGUGUGUGUAUCAAUGUGGACUGUGAAGGUUCUGAAAUGCCCAAACCAGCGACGACUUUAUCGAGUCUACCACAAGUUGCGCAAAAAGACAAGAAUGGUAAAGUUGCUAAGAAGGCAAAGCUUUACACGGCUGCAGUCGGUAAUGGAUUGCAGCUGAAGGACGCGAGCACAGGUGACAAGAAGGAGUUGCCAAGACAGCGUAAACGCAUUACACUUAAGCUGGAAGAAGUAGUGGAUGCACAAAAGCUGAUUGCAUUGGAUCUAGUCAAGGGAUAUGAUGUCGUAGCUGCUGAAGCAGCGACGCCCAAGGUGUUCCAAUACCUAUGCGAGCAGGCCGACAUUGAUCUAAUCACAUUUGAUGUGACGAACCGACUGCCAUUCCAGAUUAAGCGUCCAUGGGUUACGGCUGCUAUUAAACGUGAUAUUCACUUUGAGAUUACAUACACGCCGUGUCUGGGCGAUACAGCUGGGCGACGAUACUUCUUUUCCAACGCCAGCAACUUGGUCCGUCUCACAGGCGGCAAAAAUCUGGUGUUUUCCAGUGGUGCGACGCGCGAUAUCUUGCUCCGCUCGCCCUACGACGUCAUUAACAUUGGGCUUCUGUCUGGACUCAAGUAUGGCCAGGCACUUGACGCUAUUUCCACAUCAUGCUUGGCCGUGCUGGAACAUGCAGACAAGCGCAGGGGAAUCAUUGGGGGCGUCCAGGUAGAAGCCACUGAAGAUAUAGCCAUGGAAUAG
Molecule: messenger RNA, 810 nt
Organism: Peronospora farinosa
Lineage: Eukaryota; Oomycota; Peronosporomycetes; Peronosporales; Peronosporaceae
Source: the annotation of a GenBank genome assembly